Entrophospora sp. SA101 is the source of this 1146-nucleotide messenger RNA. The record is from the annotation of a GenBank genome assembly. Lineage: Eukaryota; Fungi; Glomeromycota; Glomeromycetes; Entrophosporales; Entrophosporaceae.
AUGGUCACUGAUGAUGACGAUCACAAAAAUCACAUGACCACUGAUAAUAAAAAUCAUCCUGUUAACAAUAAUAUUUCAUCUUCAAAUUCUUCACCAACAGUCACAACAAUAACACCAUCCACACCUACUAUUUCAUCAUCCUCAAGCUCUAAAUCAACAUCAGCAUCAACAUCGCCUUCGACACUUCAAUUGCUUGGUAUUGAUAAUCCAAUUAUCAACAUGUACUAUUUGGAUGUUAACGCUAAUUCUACCAACACUGCUAGUACUACUACGAGUUCUAUUUAUAAUCAGGCAACUCCACCUUCGAAUAUCAUAUUUAAUGAUUUUAAUAAUGGCGACUUUUACAAUCAAAAUUUAACAUUUCCGUGUAAUACUGUUUUGGUCAACAAUAAUUUUCCUUCCGCAUCCAAUAAUAAUACCGCUUCUAUUGUCGCUACCGUUGCUAGUACUACUACUAGUAGUAAUAAUAAUAGCCCAACACUACUACUGACAUCACCGACAUCGUUUUCAUCUUCGUCAACAAUAAACGCAAAUCUUACCAAUAAUAAUAGUAAUCAACAAUAUUCAUCUUUAUUUUCAUAUGUUGAUACAUCAUCUAAUGCACUACAAAAUUUUGAAGAAGAAGACGAACUACUAAAAGCAGCAAUCAACAUCUAUGGGCCUCAUAAAUGGUCAUUGAUAGCAGCUCACGUUCCAAACAGAACGCCGAUGCAAUGUUCAACAAGAUGGUUAGGUGCUCUUAACCCAACAAUCCAUAAAGGCCGUUGGACUCCAGAAGAAGAUUCAUUGCUGAAAGAGGCAGUUGGCGAGUAUUUGAAUUUAUUGGAUUCAGAUGGCCACCCACAACCUAUACCCUGGAACAAAAUAGCACAACGUAUUCCACAUCGAACUGGUAUUCAGUGUCAGGCUCGUUGGUCGGAAGCAUUGGAUCCAUCAGUUAGAAAAGGUAAAUGGUCACCGGAUGAAGAUGAAAUUUUAAAAGAUGGUGUCAGACGUUAUGGUAGAUGCUGGAUUCGUAUUGCUGAAUUGAUCGAUGGCAGAACUCAGCGCCAAUGUAGGACAAGAUGGGUUCAGAUUAGAAAUAAACAAGCUAAAAGUGAAAGAGAUUCUAUAGCAGCUAAAGCAGCCGUAUCAGUUAAUGGAUGA